This is a messenger RNA of Mya arenaria, 2185 nucleotides long. Its product is annotated as cobalamin binding intrinsic factor-like. Lineage: Eukaryota; Metazoa; Mollusca; Bivalvia; Myida; Myidae. The record is from RefSeq and is a predicted model, not a curated record. The transcript is spliced from 8 exons. Bases 88 to 1461 code for a protein of 457 amino acids.
UUUCACGGCCUUUUAUAAACUUGCGCAAUUGCGAAAUAAGUGAAUGUUUUGCAUACUUUUAACGUGUUUUAUCAGAAGCGAUACAAAAUGAUUGUGAUUUGGAUGUACGCGUCUGCCUUGUUCCAGCUGACAUACUGCUCGGGUCAGUUCCGGUACGCAGUGCGGAAUGGUGUGUACGCCCCUACGUUCAACUACGAACAGGACAUGGACCUCGUGGGCAACAACACUCUCGUCUACUACAUGAACAAGGCGUGUGACAUAUAUCCAGACACGUUCACCAAUUAUGUUGCCAAGUAUUUCCCGGGGCUUGGCUACUCCAUCGAGUCCAUUAAUGGACAGACGGGCGACUGGCAGCGGGACAAGACCUACUGGCAGAUCAGGAAUGACUCGGGACCCUUGCCACUCGGUGUGAGCAGUUACGUACCGUCAAAUGGGGAGAGAAUACUUUUCAACUUGACCGUGUUCGAGCCAUUUCCGUCCCACCAAACGUUUACCUAUACCGUCAACAACGGCAUCAAGGCCCCAUACUUUACCCACACAGUAGACCUGUUUAUCAUUGACGAUAAACCACUUGUGUAUUACAUGAGUACUGCGUGUCAGAAAUAUCCGGACAUAUUUACAACCUAUUCGGCUACGUACUUUCCGUCAUUCGGCUACUUCAUUGACGCAAUAAACGGCGUGGCCGCCGACUGGGAUGCUGACAAGUCAUACUGGAGAAUAUUGAACUUCAGUCAACCACUUUCCGUCGGUGUAAGUUCAUAUGUGCCAAGAGCAGGCGAUGAAAUCAUAUUCAACCUUACCGUUUAUGAGGAACAGCAAAGUACUGAGCACGACGCACCGACGGAAGCGCCUACCAAUAUGAGCUCGGCUCCUACCUAUAUAAGCUCUGGUGCUACCCUCACGAGAUCCAGUGCGUCGGUCAUUACUACGACAAGCACACCAGCAACGACCACGACUACAACAUCUGUUACAGGCCCGAAGUUUCGGUACACAGUACUCAAUAUGAUGGUGAAACCCUACUUCUCACAUUCCGUCCACCUGAGGAUUGAAGACAAACAGCCGCUGAUUUACUACAUGGAGAAGGCAUGCGACAAAUACCAGAAGAAAUUCAGAAAAUUCACAGUCUCAUUCUUGCAAUCGUUCAGUGGAUAUUUCGUCGAUGCCAUCAAUGAUGUUUUUGGAAAUUGGUACGAGAAUGAAACUUUCUGGCUCAUUCUGAACGAGACGGGCCCAGUCGCCUUAGGUGUAAGCAGUUACAUUCCCACUCCUGGUGAUGAUAUCACCUUUCGAUUUGUACACGGAAACGACUAUUUACCAAACCAUAACAAAACCUCUCAGCCUCCAAAUACUUGCAACUGCUCGUGCAACGUUCCCAUAGGCGGCCAGCCAUUGACAAAGCAACCUUCGUUUGUUACCCUUUUAUUGGCGACCAUGGCGGGCUUGUCUGCCAGACUGAGAUAGAACUUAUAAGGACUGAUUGAUACUGUGCGAUGACAUAUUUCGGGUCAGACAAUUUCAUGCUUGAGGACAUUGAUUCAGUAAAACAAAACCAUUUGAAAGGAGAGAAAGAUGAAGCCAUUUUAUAUACGAGAGCCUUUAUAAGUUACAUAACUCCAGCAAAAUUUAAGAGACAUUGAAGUUUAUAUCUUAGUCAGAAGUACUAUUUCAUAACACAAAUGCUAUCGCUAGAUGCACAACACUUUGUUUGUCUAAAUGCCAUGUAAUUAACUAAAUGAUUAAUCAUUGUGAUCCAAUAUUUUUAGUUUUUAAUUAUACAUUGUUUCUGCAGCCCUGUUACGCCGUAUUUGUAUUUUGGUAGCGACAGGAUACACUGGAGUCGUACAAAUGACAAGUUCGGGAUCGUGGAAUGCAUCGUAUUCCGGUAGUUUCGAAGACAUCAUCAUCAUCAUCAUCAUCAUCAUGCUGCUACUACCACUACUUCUACUGCUGCUGCUGCCGCUGCUGCUGCUGCUGAUGAUGAUGAAAUACCAUCGAGGGUGUUAAAAUAUGUGAUAGUCACUACACACGAUUCGUUGCUUCCAAAAUACGGCAUCACACAGCACAAACAACAUCACUUUUACCAGUCCUACCUAUAAAUAUUUUGCCUUGUUUUUUGAAGUUCCAUUUUCAAAACAUAUAGUGAGUACGUCAUCGUAUUCUGUAAGAUAAAACAUUUUGUAUUUGA